Molecule: messenger RNA, 1390 nt
Organism: Chanos chanos (milkfish)
Lineage: Eukaryota; Metazoa; Chordata; Actinopteri; Gonorynchiformes; Chanidae
Exons: 7
Coding region: 66-1082 (338 amino acids)
Molecular function (GO): oxidoreductase activity
Source: RefSeq, a predicted model, not a curated record
AAAACAACCUAAUAGCGCUCGGGUAGUUGUGAACCAUCCAUCUGAUCAGGAGGGCUAUCGGAGCAAUGGCACAAGUGCCUAAAGUUCGCCUGGCCGGUGGUCUCGAGAUCUGCCGCAUCCUAAAUGGCAUGUGGCAGGUGUCCGGAGCGCACGGUCCCAUUGACCCGAGAAAAGCAGUCCAGGCGAUGGAUUCGUAUGUAAAUGCCGGUCUGACGUCCUUUGAUAUGGCGGAUAUUUACGGUCCUGCAGAAGAGAUAUACGGACAGUUUUACAACCAGCUAAAGACCAGGAGCGGUGACACUCCUCCAGUACAAGGUUUGACCAAAUGGGUGCCCAGACCUGGACCAAUGAACCGAAAGGUUGUGGAGAAUGCCAUCCAGCAUUCGUUAAGCAGGAUGCAAGUGGAUACUCUUGACUGUGUGCAGUUUCAUUGGUGGGAUUACUCUGAUAAGAGAUACCUGGAAGCUCUGGGACAUCUCUCUGACAUGCAGCAGGAAGGCAUUAUACGAGAGCUGUCACUCACUAACUUUGACACAAAGCGCCUGGAGGAGAUAACCGGGAAAGGAAUCCGCAUCUCUAGUAACCAAGUCCAGUACUCCCUGAUAGACAGACGACCUGCAGCUCUCAUGGAGAAGUUCUGCCUGGACCAUGGCAUCCAACUCCUGACCUACGGCACUUUAGGAGGUGGUCUGCUUUCUGAGCGUUACCUGGGUCGUGUGGAACCUAAAGGUCGUGCGGAACUGUACACGGCCUCUCUUGGCAAAUACAAGAACAUGAUAGACGCAUGGGGCGGAUGGUCCCUCUUUCAGGAGCUGCUGGCUGCACUGGAUACUGUUGCCAAAAGAAACAGCUGCUCCAUCGCCAGCGUGGCCACGCGCUACAUCCUGGACCAGCCAGCAGUGGGCGGGGUCAUCGUGGGCUGCAGGCUUGGCGUGCCGGGAGCGGAGCAUAUCGGGGACUCCCUGCGAAGCUUCGAUCUGGAGCUCCGGCCACAGGACUUGAGUGACAUAGAGAAAGUGCUGAAGCGUUCCAGAGACUUGAUGAGUCUAAUAGGAGACUGCGGGGAUGAGUACAGGGGUUAGUCAUUAGUCUACCAGAGUACUGAGGACUGUACUUCUCCCAAAUUUGGGUUCAGUCCCCCCUAAGAGAAACCACACAGACACAGAAUCACGCCUUUGUACUUUAAGUGACUGUGGACCAAGACAAUGGGAGCAGUGCAUGUCGCUCCAUUUAAGUACAUUCUCUAUGUUAUCUUAAAUGUGUGUUAAGUCUGCUUGCUUUGAACCAUAUGUUUAAAUUCAUACAGAGAAUAUACAUUAGGCUUAUUGAUGCUACAUGUAAUAUUUAAGGGCUUUGGUCAAAGCGUCAGGCUUUGGGAGAUGUCCGUCUG